This is a messenger RNA of Heterobasidion irregulare TC 32-1, 1159 nucleotides long. RefSeq lists its product as uncharacterized. The transcript has 5 exons. Lineage: Eukaryota; Fungi; Basidiomycota; Agaricomycetes; Russulales; Bondarzewiaceae. The annotation marks the transcript as partial. The record is from RefSeq and is a predicted model, not a curated record.
GAGCACUCGCACGAGAGCAUCCUUAGUGCUGUUCGCACGACCUUGAACCUCAACAACCCUGAUGGAAUUGUUGACCCCGUUUUCGCGCUCCUUGGUAAUGCCGCCGCCAAACAGGGCCUGGGGAAGAUCACCGACCCUGACUGCUUGCAACAGGCUGUCGCCGACCAGGCUUUCACGAAUGCCAAGGCCGCUGGGGACGUUAAUGCCCAAGUCAACGCACUGAUCUUCCGUGCUUUGGAGCGUAACUCUGGCUCGGUCGGCGCAGCAAGCGCUGCUUGCACGAGCAUUAAGGCCGUCAACCCUGAGAUCGCCGCGAUCCAGCAGCACCAGGACCCUGCCUCUUCUGGCGCGGCCGCCACGAACAAGGCCGUUGUCCUCGAGCUCGCGAAGCAGAUCGCAUCCGUCGGUGGCGACCCGCAGCUUGCACUCAAAUCCGGCACGUUUGCUCCUGGCACCAUUGGCGAUCCGACCGCCAAGGGCAACAGCUGCGACGACGCCAACGACGCGCAGGGGUGCAUCUUCACACAGAACCUGCUCGUUGAUGACGCGACCGCGGCUGAAAUCAGCGCUGCUGUUGCUGGUGUCUCUACAGCCUCUGGUUCUUCAUCGAGCUCGGGUUCCAACAACGCUGGCUCUUCUGACGCGAGCACUGCUGCUGCCACUUCGUGUGCUCCCGCUGCAACUGUGACCGUCACUGCUACUGCAGCUGCAACUCCGGCGUCUGGAGCGAACAAUGCUGCCGCUACCGCGUCUUCUGCUGCUGCCGCCUCGACUGCUGCUGCUGCUGGAGGUAACUUGCAGACCUUCACUGGAAAGCUCGGAGGCUCUCUUCCCCCUGCUGUGACUGCAGGCGGUCGUGGCUUCGUCGUUGCGGGUUCUGAUGACUUCCUCAACAUCGGUGCUGCCCUUCAGCGAUCGUGCGACAUUCAGCACAACGCCUGUGCUAACUCUGCCAACUCUGCUGCGGGUCGUAGCAGCGGUUUGACUGUGAGCCAGUGCGAUCAGCAGGACACCCAGUGCACUGCUGCUGGCAAGCGCUAAACGCGUGGACAGAUAGCGGCAACGUCGUUUAUAGCCGUUUCGCCGCUUCUAGGUUAUCUAGUCAGAUGAACGUUAGUUUCAAUAUAUGUAUCAACAGAUUCGCGGCCUCUCCUUAUUG